AUGGGAGGUCGCAAGGGUGUUGCCAAGUCAAAGGCGGCUCCGAAAGUGAAGAGCUUGCCGGAUGCGCCAAUGGCGAGCACAGAUUGCAUCAACGCUGAAGUGAUGGCUCGGCUGGCUGUGCAUGAUGCGCACAUCAAAGAUGCCUUUGACGACCUCCUCACCACAUCUCCAACCAAUGAGUCAGGCUUCCCAGCUUACAAGGAAAUCGAUGCGGUGGCUGCGCUGACCGCUCACCGUCCAUAUGUGUGCGCGUGUCCUCUCUACUGGCUGAAUUUGGCCUUUGAAUUCCAGCCGAACCUUCCGAAGUAUCAAAAGCGGCUGGACAACUUAGAGGCGCACUUCUUUGAGGAGCCGAAGAACUUGACAGAACCCAUUGUGGUUUACCUCAAUCCUGGCGAGCUCCCGCACAAGAUGGUCGGAUCAUUGCGCGCCUUUGAUGCAUCAGAGAUGAGAGAUGCACUGCGCCAAGCGGUGACGUCUUUGAUGCGCAUUUACGAGAUCAUGGAUUUUAAGAAGCAGCUCGAGUUGACCACAGAUGUGAAGCAGAACAAGACAUCCUUGCACGCUCAUUACAAAGGAGUCAAGAUGGCCCAGAGCUCGGAGGAGGUUUCCAUCGCCUUCAUUGAGGUGGCGAACAUGCUGUACCACAACAUGCUCAACAGCCCAAGGAUUCAGCAACUAUGCUUUCAGCUAGAUCAGAACGCAGUGAACCCGUUGGACUCAAUCCACAAAUUGCGUGAGAUCGCUGUACAAUGCGAGAAAAAAGAGCCGCUCAUGUACUGGACACUGAGCAUGAUCAGUGACUGGUGGUGCCAGACUGAUGGUACAGACCCAGUGCCCAUCCGUUCCCUGAGAGAAACCAGCAGUAUGGAGUCAGUGAGUUUGAUCAGGAUGAUGCUGUUCAAAAGACAGAUGAAAGAGAAGAUGUUGCGAAUGAUGGACACUGACUUCCCAUUGUGGGAUGCGGCUGUGAAGAGCGACAUCCGGGCAGCUGUCGAAACUGUGCAGUCUUGCCGCAGCAAGCUGGGUGUCUACGAUGCAAACCAGGAAAGUGGCGAUGCUGGCAAAGUUCCCGAGCCAUUGACUGAGCGUGGGUCGUGGCCUGAAUCAGCAGAUCGAUUCCUGCUUGCUUUUGAAGCGCUCAUCUAUGGAUAUUCCCUGGAUGAAAUCAUCACCUCUCAGAUGAAACAGCGUCGUAGCGUUGAGGAUGUCCUGGACCAGAAAGCGAUCAAGCCAUUCAUUGAAAAGCCAAAGCAACUCUAUGAGAAAGAGACGAAGCCCCCAGGAGAGGUUGAGGAAGAGGCGGCGAAGGGGGAUGACGCUGAAAACCCCGAGGUGGUUGCUGAGGAGCUUGCGGUGACCACAAACCAAUCUCAGGCCGAGUCGCUCUUGAAGCAGAUUUCGGGUGGAGGGAUGGAUGCUUCUGAGGAGCUUGUCACCACCCUCAAAGCCGGCCUUCGAGUGGCAGAGCGCCGAGUGUCUAGCCACAUCACCCUGGUUGUUGAUUGGAACACUGAUGACAAAGAUGAUUUGGAAUCUCAGAUCAAAGCCCUGAAUGCUGUAAAGGUGCGGGGCGACGAAGAGGAGGCCAAAUCCUAUGUUGCCAUUGUGUUCGACAGCAAGACCGUUUGCGAGAGUGGCAGUCAGGCCAAGUACAGAUUGCCACCGACGCGAGCUGGCCAGAUUCAGAGGUUGCUGAAUGCAGUGCUAUCCACCCGUGCUGAUGGGGACUUGGCUGAGGGUGAUGUGUUGAUCGCCAUAGACGGAGGGCGUGAACAAGACUGGGCAGCAAAAAACAUCAUCAAAUUCCUGCCAUCGAAGAAGUACGAGACUUGCAAACACACCAUUUGUUACACCUUUGACUCUGUGGAGAAGAGAAUGGAGCGUGCCAGCAAGAGCCCAUUGUCUUUGUUUGAGAGUGCAUGGUUCAUCAGCCACAAUGAACUUAGCAUCAAGGUGCAGCCGCGACUAGUCACGUCGGGCAAUACGCGUGGCAAUGUCCUUGGGCCUUUCACCAAGCCUUCAUGGGUAGAUGGCACAGAGACAUGGCUCCUUCCAGCCACAGUGAAGAGGGCUGUUUUUGGCAAGGACAACCUGCCAUUGCCUGGAGGGGCGUGCCCGGUGGAACACGAGAAGGAGGCGGCGCCCAAGAGCGCAGAACUUGUCCCGGUGUUCUUUCACGAUUCACCACAAAGCGUCUCUGCAGAGCUUCUUCACUAUGUCCAAGGUCGGGCAGUGAUCGAUAUGACGCCUGGCACGGGGCAUUGGGCUUUGCAGUGCAUCAGAAAGCGUGUGCCUUACUGUGGCUUUUGCUUGUCAGAGAAGCAUCGCGAGCUCCUUCAGAAGAAGUUGAUCUCACGAACAUUGGCAGCAAUGAGUGAUCCCGCUGAUGAGACGCUCUACGACGCGGGUUUUGCCAAGGCUGUCAAGGACCUGACGGAGCAGAACAAGAAACCCGGAGAUGAAGACAUGGAGGCUGAGGGCAAAAAGAAUCGCAAGAACAAGGACAAGAACGCUCAAGGAGGUGGCCCAGAAAAGAAGGCGAAGACUGAACCAAAGCCGCCGGCUGAGCCCAAAGGCGGCCCAAAGCCUAAGCCUACUCCCAAGCCUAUGCCUGCAGCCGGCGGCGACGAUGAUGCUGCUCGUGAGGCCUUGUUGAAGAGGAUCUCGGAGGCUGCCAGCGCCGCUUCUUCGGGUGAGGCUCCCGUUGAGGAGUGA
Durusdinium trenchii is the source of this 2718-nucleotide messenger RNA. The record is from the annotation of a GenBank genome assembly. Lineage: Eukaryota; Dinophyceae; Suessiales; Symbiodiniaceae.